Molecule: messenger RNA, 1323 nt
Organism: Sclerotinia sclerotiorum 1980 UF-70
Lineage: Eukaryota; Fungi; Ascomycota; Leotiomycetes; Helotiales; Sclerotiniaceae
Exons: 3
Coding region: 1-1323 (440 amino acids)
Source: RefSeq, a predicted model, not a curated record
AUGAACUUGAAGUCAUCCAAAUUCCCAAAAAAUACUUCAGUCCGAUCAACUGCUUUGCCGCAAGUCAACACUUCUCGGUCGUCUGUUCUAGACCUAGCCAACACCCUUCCCACUAGGCUCCGGGAUUUGAAAUUGGACUGGAAACAAGCAUCUUCUAUUGCUACCACUAACUUUUCUUUGGAUCCCACUCCAAAUGACUAUUUUGAAGACGACUUCGAAGACGCAUGGGGAGAUCUAGACGCUGAUGGUGAUGACGCAGCGCAUCGAAGCAAGAUUGCUCAGCCUGUUGUGGAGCAACAAACCCAUCCCAAAAACCAGGCGAGCCAGUUAGAAUACAAUAUUGCACUAGCACCGGUAUUAUGUCCAUCAAUUAAGUGCUACAAGUGCGGAUGGCUCUCUCAAUACCAAAUUCGGGAUAUGCGGAUGCCAGCUCAACAGCAACCCCAUCUAGUUGCCCCAAAUUCAAAAGCAACUCAGACACAUUUAAAAAUUGCUACAUGUGUUAAAUGCAACUCGGGGCAAUGUCUGGCUUGUGGCAAGGCUCCUCAUCUUGCGGAGUGUAUUUUUGCCGAUUCUCGCAUCGUUUGGCAGGCUCUCCUCUCCGUCGAUACGGCAAUGGUCCAGUUUCGCUAUGUAUCUCCAACACUCGCAGAAGUUGAAAAUCCAAAGAACAUGUAUUCAGCGCUCUUAGAAGCUCUUACAACUAUCCUGGCUGUCGUACCAAGAAGUGGGCCACUUACAUUCGGAUUGUACGAACUGCUCCGUAAUAGUCUGAUUCUGGAUCUAGUUGCGGAUAUUGUGAGAGAUAUGACGGUUCAAAAUAUCCAACUGUCGCCACUCCUUAUUCAAACCUGGGAGUUUUUUCACAUGAUUGCCGAGCGCAGUGAACUUGUCGACUUGUUCUUCCAAAACCGACAGGUGCUAAAUGGGGCGUCACCUGGGCUCCAGCAGCUAGCUUUUCCUCUGGUACUUCUACCAAUUCAGCAAGCCUCUAAUAUCAAUACAGACUUUCACCAAGCUAAGAGGGUACUUGAUGUCUAUGCCAUCGUGGCUAGUAGAGUUGUUCCGAGUAUUGUUGUUCCCAGAAAAAUACAUUGUACUCAGCACGAAGCGGGAUAUGCGGCUGGUGUCAGGGAUCUCUACCGACUUGUGGUCAUCAGAAACAUUGAAGCAAAGGAGAAAAGUGCCCAGGAAGAUAGCAGUAUGGACAUUGAUCCACCUAGAAAGAAGCAUGGUCGUGCCCGUCAAGAAGGCCAAGGUCAGGACCAGGAUGGUAGGAGGGAUGGAGAGGGAGGAAAGAGAAGAAAGAUUAUCGGAAUCUAG